Periophthalmus magnuspinnatus is the source of this 1290-nucleotide messenger RNA. RefSeq names its product receptor-interacting serine/threonine-protein kinase 3-like. Gene Ontology annotation, molecular function: ATP binding; protein kinase activity. NCBI's taxonomy places the organism in Eukaryota, Metazoa, Chordata, Actinopteri, Gobiiformes, Gobiidae. Gene Ontology annotation, cellular component: cytoplasm. The record is from RefSeq and is a predicted model, not a curated record. Gene Ontology annotation, biological process: protein phosphorylation; regulation of apoptotic process; signal transduction. The transcript has 11 exons. The coding region runs from base 1 to 1272 and encodes 423 amino acids.
AUGGCGCUGCUCUCUCACCGUGAGACUGUGGUGCGGUCAGAGAACCUUGCGCCAGUGGCAGACUGGCAGGAGGUGGGCAGGGGCGGCUUUGGACGGGUGUACAAAAUCAGGCACAAAGACUGGGGCUUCGAUGUGGCUGUUAAAGUAUUCAAGCGAAAUGCCAGCAACAAAGAGGCUUGCUUCAUGGACCUGGCAUCGAACGAGUUUGUGCUGCGAAUGUAUGGGAUCUAUGAGGGCCCUUCAGGAGAGAGAGGAUUGGUCACAGAGUACAUGAGGAGGGGGUCUAUCGAGUCCCUGCAGAAACGACUGUCUGGACCCCCGCCCUGGCCCCUGGCGUUUCGACUGGUUCACCAGAUUGCACUGGCUGUGAACUUUCUCCACCUCAAGAAUAUUGUGCACCUGGAUCUAAAGCCAAGCAAUGUUCUCCUGGAUGAUACGCUCAAUGCAAAGUUGGCGGACUUUGGCUUGUCCAAAGUGUCUGUGAAUGUUAUGAUGAUGAGGAGUAGUCUGCAGGCUGGACCUCAGGGCACGUUCCCAUACAUGCCACCAGAAGCCUUUGACAUGUCAUAUGAACCAGUGCAAACUUUUGACACGUACAGUUACGGUAUUCUUCUCUGGUCUGUCUUUACUGGAAAAGAACCAUAUGAAGGGGUUAAUUAUACUCUUGUAGAACUUAGAAUACCUGAAGGAGACCGGCCUCCAUGUGGAGACCUCCAGCGCCUUCAAGUAGUGGGAAUAACAGAUAUAGUUGAUCUCAUGAAGAAAUGCUGGGAUAAGGACCCUGCCAAGAGGCCACACUUUAAAGACUGCCUUAAAACAACUGAAAGGCUGUUAUCAAGACACAGUAAUGGCAUUCAGAAGGCAGUCUAUGAAGUCCUGACAAUACUGGACUCAACAAAUCAGCAAGGUGCUGUUAAUGAUAUUAUGGACCAAGGACCAGUCAUCAAACACAAACUGCCUUCUUUGAGUGUUUCUGGUAAAACGGUGACAAGAAAUGAAAAAGCCAAGUUUGUUGACCGUCACAGGCAUGUCCUCAUCCAGAGAGUGUCGAACGCCCUGGCCAUAGCAGAGGAACUCGGAGACAUGGUGCAUAAUGAGACCUACAACAUCAUUCAAGCCAAAGAGACGAGUGAGAACAGACUCCGAGUGCUCUACAGUGCCACAUUACAUUCGGGUGGUAACAAGGUGAAAGCGGCCUUCUACGACGCCCUGAAGAGAUAUGAGCCCGAUCUGAUGGAGGACCUAGAGAGCCAACCAGGCAGUCCAAAAUGAAUUUCCGGAUCAAACUAG